CAUUGGCUGUCGGUGAUAAUCGGUCAACAAGAGGACCGGAGGGAAGGAGGCAGGAGGGCACAGGGCAGCAUGUGUACAGCUACUUAGCCUACUCAUAAUUACUUGUUCAAAACGAUUCACCCGCUUAAUUUCACAUUGACCCGAGACACUGAAUUGUUUUGUGGCGGUCGUUGACAAUGUUGUUGUGUCGCACGGCGAGCCUGUCUGCCCUGGAUCCGGCUUUCAAGUCCACGGGCUCGUUUCUAGCGCGAGUCAAAGCAAACAGACUGAGGGACGUCACUGUGACAUUACGCAAGGGUUACACGUUUCAGCGGUACCGGUGUUUCUGUGGUUCCGUCCCGGGUGUCGAUGCAACUCUUGAGCUCCUGGGGAAACAACAACAACAACACAGCCCGGACCGGGGACCUGUCCAGCACCGGGACUCACCGUGUGCUCCACACCGGCGACACUUCGACCGGGUGGCUACUAUAGCUGUGAAUCUAUCCGAAUGCGUGCAAAGUAAACGCGGUAAUGUAGAUAUUAUCGCGCGUGCAAACAGGCUGAGCAGAGGGGAGCUGGCUAAUGGUUUGUUUACAGGUUACUGGGGGGUUUCAAGUCGACUCUGCUCCACAGGGACAAUGCAGACCCGAUCCUUUUCCACGAAGAAGAGCGAAGCCGGAGAGGAGCACACGGCUAACAACACAGAGAAGGCCCCUACUACUUCCUCAUCCACAGAGAAGACUGCGGGGGAGUCUGAGCCAGAGGGAGGAAAACCAAACAAGACCCAGCAGCUGAAGAAAGUCUUCAAGGAGUAUGGAGUGGUGGGAGUGUCCUUUCACACCGGGUUGUCCCUCAUGUCUCUGGGAAUGUUCUACCUCCUUGUAUCCAGUGGGAUGGAUAUGGGGGCCGUCCUCUGCAAAAUGGGCUUCAGCGAGGCGGUGGACAGCUCUAAGAUGGCUGCCGGGACCAGCACAGUCGUCUUGGCCUACGCCAUCCACAAGCUCUUUGCUCCGCUGCGCAUCAGCAUCACUCUGGUGUCAGUGCCUCUCAUCGUGCGCUACUUCAGAAAGACUGGUCUCUUUAAGCCACCCACAACUGCACCCUGAAGCCCGCCCCCAUCCUCCGCUGUCAUUAAAGAACAAACAUCCUGACCGUUUAAAGCCAUAAUUACAACGCCUGAAAAUAUCCUUACUCAUUGCCUUCAUUUGGAAAAGCCUCAUCUUCUCUCAGUGGUGAAUUGAAGUGAAACACUGUCUCCAUUAGUUCUAGUUGCAACAGACUCAAGGUGUUUAGUUGUGUUACUGUAGGAUUAAAGUGUGACUGCUCUCUGAAAAAAGAAACAUUUGGAGUCAUGUCUCAAUGUGUGUGCAUUCCAGAAGCAAAGACUGGUACAGCUCAAAUAUUUAUUUACAAUCAGAGGUAUGAUCAGGGGUCUUUGAGCGGGGCUGUUUCUAAUGCUGUAAGACGGUCCCUGUGGGGACACGUUAAAAAAGCUCAUCUCCCCUGCUAGGUGACUGGCCUUGUUCUGGUGUUGUGUGACUCAGCAGAAUCAUUCAGGUUCUCUCUCUCUGUCCUACCUCGCUCCUGUCUCUCCUCGUCCCCUCCCUGCUCAGACGCCUACGCUCUGUUUUUAUUUCUACUGUUUGCUUCCCUGCUAUUUUUCUCCUCAACACCUCUGCUGGCAUCCAUUGUCUUCCUCCCUUCUCCCUUUGCUGUUCCUCUCUCCCCUUUUCCUCUCUAUCUGCGCUCCCUUUUGUUUUUACAUUUUAUAAAUGCCACGGCCCAUGCAGUAAAGUAGAGUCCAUUCAUCUCUGAGUGGAGCUGAAUGUCAUUAUUUGCAAAUCUUGGAUGAAAAAGUUGGUUUGUGAAUGGACUGUAUUUAACUAUUUAAAAAAGUUAUCUUUUAUA
Gymnodraco acuticeps is the source of this 1887-nucleotide messenger RNA. RefSeq names its product family with sequence similarity 210 member B (gene mims2). The record is from RefSeq and is a predicted model, not a curated record. The transcript is spliced from 3 exons. Bases 177 to 1085 code for a protein of 302 amino acids. Gene Ontology annotation, cellular component: mitochondrion. Lineage: Eukaryota; Metazoa; Chordata; Actinopteri; Perciformes; Bathydraconidae.